Drosophila willistoni is the source of this 861-nucleotide messenger RNA. RefSeq lists its product as uncharacterized. Bases 107 to 721 code for a protein of 204 amino acids. The transcript is spliced from 2 exons. Lineage: Eukaryota; Metazoa; Arthropoda; Insecta; Diptera; Drosophilidae. The record is from RefSeq and is a predicted model, not a curated record. Gene Ontology annotation, cellular component: cytoplasm; nucleus.
AUUUGUGUCGGCACUGAAAAAAGUAGCCCUGGCAAAUCAUCUAAACAGGACUGGCAUUUGAUUCGACUUAAAGCAAAAGUGAAUUUGCAAAUUGUUCUAGAAAAAUAUGGAUUUUUUGGACAUUGAAUCUUUUCGCUCUAAAUACAGUGAUAUAACUGUUACAGCUGUGCCUUCAGGCGGUAAUUCAUCGACGAACUGUAAUGUACAAAAGGACGGCGAUCCAUCGAUGGACGAACCGUUACUCGUAGAAGAACCACCUCGUGUGGAAAUCACCCGUGUGGAAGUAGUAGGAGGUUCAAAUGGAGGUGGUCAUGGUAGUGUUCCACCUCCACAGACAUCUAAUGAAAUGGAUCUGAAAAAUGCCGCCACUGCGUAUGCAAUGGAAUAUAAACAGGUGAUGGAUAAAUUGGAGCAUACCCGUUACUUGCAGGCCCAAUUGCAAUUAUUGACCCUAGCCAAUGGAGGCAGAGUUCUCGACAACGGUCUCUUUGAUCUAAUACCAUCGGGAAUUGCUAAUGAUCCCACUGCAAAUAUAGUGGAUAAAUAUUCAAAUAUUUUGGCUACUUUGGCCAGCAUGAAAAUGGAAAUCUCACCCACUUUAAUGGGAGCUCGUGGGCCUAGGGAGCGUUUGUUACGUGAUAUUGCCCAUGCCCGAAUUUUGGUAAGGGAGUGUAUCAUGCUAAUUGAACGGGAUCAACAGCAAGAAGAGCAGCAACAAUAAACCAAAUGACGUCAGACGAAGAAAGGGGAGAAAGGAAAAGAAAGAAGCAGCACUUAGGUUUCAAUUCCAUUCCAUUUGUUUACGAUGCAUAAUAAAAGCAUAAAAAAAUACAGUAAAAGAGAACACAGUUCUUAGAACUA